This is a messenger RNA of Lactuca saligna, 1221 nucleotides long. NCBI's taxonomy places the organism in Eukaryota, Viridiplantae, Streptophyta, Magnoliopsida, Asterales, Asteraceae. The record is from the annotation of a GenBank genome assembly.
AUGGCAAGUUAUUUCAUUAAAAGUUGGGGAAUUGAAAAGAAAUUGUUUUCUAUAACUUUGGAUAAUGCAGCAUCCAAUGAUGUAUGUGUUGAGUUGCUUAAGAAUCAGUUUCGUUUGACGAAUUCUUUGGUAUAUGAUGGCAAGUUAUUUCAUCUUAGGUGUUGUGCUCAUAUUUUGAAUCUGAUUGUACAAGAUGGUUUGAAACAAAUUGAUGUUUCGGUGGAAAAAUUUAGAGAUUCUGUGAAGUAUAUCAAGGGAUCUACACUAAGAAAAGAUCGAUUUAUUCAGAUUUGCUCUCAAAAUCUUCUUGACUACAAAAAGGCUUUGGUUCAAGAUGUUCCUACUAGAUGGAAUUCCACUUAUAAGAUGCUUUCUUGUGCGCUUUAUUAUCGUCUGGCUUUUUCUCAUUUGAGCUUGAGUGAUUCGAACUUUCAAACUUGCCCAUCCUCUGAUGAAUGGGAUAGAGUUGAGAAAAUGUGUGGUUUUCUUAAAGUGUUUCAUGAUGCAACUCUUCAGUUUUUUGGAUCUCUGUAUCCUACUUCAAAUUUGUAUUUCCCUCAAAUAUUUGGAAUACAUUUGAAGUUGGUUGAAACGAAAGACAGUCCUAAUGACUAUAAAAAGUUGUAUGGUGAAGGUUCAUCACAGUUGAAGAGGGUUGAGGAGGCACUUUUUUCACUUUUUGAUGAAUACAUGCAAGCUUCUCGAGAAAGUAGUGAUGGAAAUGUUGGAGGUGGUAGUGGUAGUGGCGACUUUAAUUCUCGACAAACUAGUGUUGGAAAUGUUGGAGGAGGCUCUAAUCAUAGUAUUCUUGAGGAGUUUGAUGAAUACGAUAAUGAUGAUAUGGAUUCGACCAAAAAAAGUCAAUUGCAAGUAUAUCUUCUUGAGCCAAGAACUAAAAGAACUUCUUCCAUUAACAUACUUGAGUUUUGGCAAUCCCAACAGUAUAGGUAUCCAGAAUUAGCUAAAUUAGCUAUGGAUAUACUUUGUGUUCCCGUUUCAACAGUAGCAUCUGAAUCAGCUUUUAGCCUCGGUGGAAAAGUUUUGAAUGAGUAUCGAAGUUCCAUGAAGCCUGAAAUUGUUGAAGCUGUAAUUUGUAGUAGGGAUUGGUUGUUUGGAGUAAAAGUUGAUACUCAUGUUGAUGUCGAUAAACUAACUCAAAACGUCAUGGAUAUGAACAUCGCCGAAGACAACACAGAGGUUACAAGUUCUAAUAAACUUUAA